Molecule: messenger RNA, 762 nt
Organism: Mesocestoides corti
Lineage: Eukaryota; Metazoa; Platyhelminthes; Cestoda; Cyclophyllidea; Mesocestoididae
Source: the annotation of a GenBank genome assembly
AUGCUAUUGUUAGACAAGGAGAUGGAUUUUCUGGAGAGCAAUAUGCUUUCUCAAAAACCGUGGUACCUUCAGGGCGAAACAAGUAGCAAAGAUCGGCCGGAAAAUGCUUUACUAGAAGAGCAUUUUGAGGUACAACGACACGCAAUUUAUAAACCUGGCCCCAUUGACGAAAACGUAAUCCUUGAAUUCUUGAAAAAAGGUAUUCGCGAACAGUCAUUCGAUAGUGCGGUUUUUAAAUCUAGGCAGAAGGAAGUCGUGGUCACUCCCAAGGAAUACACUAACACUGUCAAGACAUCUCUCGUUGAAGAUUAUGAGAAUCUCUACGUUAAAGCGAAGGCUUUGGAAAAGGUUCAAGAGGAUCCAAAAAAGGACGCUCUUCGGCUGGAAAUUGUAACGCUAUUUGACAAUUUGGAUGCACUCUCGAAUAUGCAUUUUGUUCCACGAAAGCGAAUCGCUGGUUACAACAUCUUGACCAACAAACAAGCAUUGGCGUUGGAAGAGGCAGGUCCCGCAGCGGUUGCACAAUGUGAUCUUCUAGCACCGGAGGAGAUUCUUGCACCUCGUGGCGAGCCGCUCAAGGGGACCACAGAAGUGACAUCCACUGAUAGGCGACGUCAUCGGAAAAAGUUAAUGCGGGUCCGUGCUGGUAAACGCGAAAUGCGUGUUGCCUUGGCUGUAAAAUCAAAAGAUAGACAGGCUGCACUGGAUAAAGUAAUCAAAAUGGCUCAUAAGCCCGGAUCAAACAUUAGAAUUGCAAAGUAA